AUGGAAGGACUACUGGUAGUCUUAGGCGCUACAGGGACCCAGGGAGGCUCCGUUAUCGACCAUGUUCUACAACAAUCCCCCAAAGCCCAGAUACGCGGCGUGACACGUAACACUUCCUCAACGACUUCGUUGGCUCUUCGGGAGAGGGGGAUCGAGAUGGUUCAAGCGGACAUGGAAGACUGUGCGUCUCUGACCAUGGCACUGAAAGUCAGUCCAUCUGUUUCCCGUCAUGACGUCCUGCAGGUCGCUGAACACAUCACCCAGGGAGCCUCCUUUAUCUUCGCCGCCACGGACUACUGGGAGCCCUUCAUCAACUACCUCCAAUCCGGCCGCUCGGACAAAUGGCAACAAGCAGAAGCAGACGAAGUCCGCUGCGGCAAGAACAUCGUCGACGCCGCCUGCCAGACUCUCGACACCCUGGAGCAUUUCGUCUUCUCCUCCCUGCCGAGCCCGGACGCCAUCUCCAACCAUACGUUUUCCAAUCUUUACCACUUCGAGGGAAAAGUGAAGAUUGUUCGUUACAUAGGAGAGAAAGGCUUGCAAUGCCCGACAGGGAAACGCGUAUGUGAUAAUGACUUCGGAGAGGAAUUUGCUGAGUCGAAGCAGCUGCGAGAUGUCACGACGGUGCUUUGGUGCGGGUGUUACAUGGAGAACUUUCAGCGGUGGGAUUUGAAUUCGUACCUUGUGCCGAAGGACAACGGCGAAGGAAAGUUCGUGAUGAGCACGCGAGCCCAUCCUUCAACCCCAAUGGAGUUCCUGGCCUGUGGCAAGGACGUUGGGCUGUUCGUGACAGCAGUCCUGCAACGCCAACCGCAGGGCGUCGACGGGACGCCCGUCAUUGCAUCCCCAGCGUCCAUGACAUUAGAAGAUGCCUGCGCUGCUCUUGGACAGCUGACUGGACGUAACAUUCUGUACCAACAGAGUGCGGUUGAAGAGAUGGCGAAGGGUUCGCCGAUCGGUGCAGUCUUCGAGCGGAUGUACGAAUUUUACAACACCUAUGGAUGGUCGGGGGGUGUGAAGGCAGUUGGUCGUGAGGACAUAGGUCUCUCCGGCAAGACCAGCACGUUUGAGUCUUUUGUUGGAGAACACAACUGGGACGGCUUCUUCGUGAAGACAGAUGACUAG
Saxophila tyrrhenica is the source of this 1125-nucleotide messenger RNA. RefSeq lists its product as uncharacterized. NCBI's taxonomy places the organism in Eukaryota, Fungi, Ascomycota, Dothideomycetes, Mycosphaerellales, Extremaceae. The record is from RefSeq and is a predicted model, not a curated record. Gene Ontology annotation, cellular component: nucleus. The transcript has 4 exons. The coding region runs from base 1 to 1125 and encodes 374 amino acids.